Chlamydomonas reinhardtii is the source of this 3448-nucleotide messenger RNA. RefSeq lists its product as uncharacterized. The coding region runs from base 226 to 2964 and encodes 912 amino acids. The record is from RefSeq and is a predicted model, not a curated record. The transcript has 7 exons. Lineage: Eukaryota; Viridiplantae; Chlorophyta; Chlorophyceae; Chlamydomonadales; Chlamydomonadaceae.
GACGAGGGAUGAAGAUUUGGAUUUAAAAGCUGUCGGCGAGCUAAAUCUUCUACACGGAGCAUGCAUACAGGGCGCUAACUGCCACAUAGAAUCGCUUUCGCACGCAUACCUUCGAUUCAACUAUAGAACUGACCCGAACACCAUCAGACGCUGAGGUCUGUCAUCAAUGGCAGCGAAGGCAGCUUUCUAAGCAAUUAAUCUCAUCUUGGAUCGAAAGCUUUGGAAAUGCAGCGGGUAACGCGGAGCCAGGCGAAGAAGGUACAGGCGCAGGGGAGCGAUGAGUUGGCCAGUUCGUCGUUUUGGCUGCCCUCCGUGCAGCCCUCGCCCGCUCUACAGGAACAGCCUCUUCAGCCUCUGUCUGCACAUGCCACGGGGUCCACUGUCAGCAGCGGCUCGCGGCACCUGCGCCCGGGCGACUGGCGUGCUGCGGCAGCAGCCGAGACGGGAGGGGGGCCCGUGCAGGCCCCUCCAGCAGACUUCUCGUUUGCCGUGGACAUCACGCCCAACAUCGACGAUGUGCACUCGCCGGCAUCCAGCAUCUUCACCGACGGCGCUGCCAGCCCCGCGCUCAACAGCUACAACGGGACCCCCAACGCCCUGUCGCCGCUGCGGCCCCGUGUACUGGCGACCAGCUCGGUGCUGGACGCCGCGGCCACGUGGGCUGGCACUCCCGCCACACAAGAAGGCACGCCGGCGAUGGGUAAAGAAGCGGCUCGCGGCGCCCAGACCGCUCAGGGCUCGCCCGCGUCGCUCGGCGGUGAUGAGGUGUCCUUCACCUGGCAGUCACAGUCGGCCGCCGACGACGAGGACGUGGAGCAGCCCGAGCUGCCGCAGCCGAUGAGUCCCCAGUCGCCCUCUGCCGCACUGCAGCGGAUCGGCUCGCUUGGGGAGCUGUCUACUCCUGGCUCUGGCGGCUACAACAGCCCCGUCAUUAACGUGACGAUGAAAGAGCAGCAGCCGCCUGAGUCCAUCAUGCGCUCCAGUGUCACGCACAACCCGCUCUUUGUGGACAGGCCCGCGCCUGUCAUGGAGAACGACACUGUUGCGAAGGCCCUGUCACUGACGCCAUGCAGCAAUGCGGACGACAGCGGUGCAGCUCGUGAGUCCCGUGGUGACAUGGUUCAGCCUGUGCAGCUGCCCGCUGAGCCGCCCAGCCCCAUACUGCCGGCCCUGGACCUGGAGACCCCCCGGCGCAGCAUCCGGGGCCUGUCGGCCAUGUUCGGCAACACGGGAGCCACCAGCGCAGGUGUCAGCGGCCACAACGCUGCCACCAGCAACAAGCAGCAAGCCACGCCUUGCUCCGGCUUGAGCCAGCCCAGCUGGGGUGCGGCCCCCGCUCAUGCGUCGGCCGCUGAGGUCACGCCCUGCUCGGCGCCCGCGCUGCGCGACAGUGUUGCUGAUGUCAAGGGUGCUUCCCGCCCGGAGGCGGCGGCCCCUGGUGCGCCGGCGGCCACCUCUCCCAAUGCGGGCUCGCGCCGUUCAUCGCUGCAGGUUGACGUGGAUGACACCACCGGGCCCCGCAACCUGGACCAGACUCCCCGGAAGACGGGCCGCAGCAGCAGCAGCAAGACAAAGGAGGCGGAUGUCCAGCAGGUCAGCUCGCAGCGCCGCACGUCGCUGUCCAGCGCACCCGCGUCGCAACCCGCAGCGCACAGCAAUGUCGCUCAGGCCGGCGCACAGGCGCCUGCUGCGCCGCAGCCCAAACAGCAGCGGCGGGCUUCGUCGGGUAGCAUGCUAAUGAGUGCGGCGUCCUGGUUGGCCAUUCUACUGUGCGCGGUGCUCAUGGCGUUCAACAACCCGUUCAGCUCCCUGCAGCACCCGGAAAGGUUCAUCGAGCUGAACAAGCUCGGCCCUGUGUGCUUUCCUGAACCGUUCCCUGGCGCCUGGCUCAAGUGGCCCGCCGCCAGCAGCGUGGCUGCGCCUAGCAGCCUGACUGCGUCGCCGGCGCUGGACAAACCGGUAGAUGCUGUGCAGCCAGGCCUCGUCAGUGACGUCACGCUCCUUACUCCCAGCGCGGACAUCGCCGCCGUGGAGUCCGAUCCCAGUCCCAAGCAGGAGGUUUCUGUUCAGCUGGAGGCGGUCACGGAGGCGCUGGUGUUGGUGGAGGGCGAGCCAGUUGCUGAGGUGGCUGAGCCGCAGCAGCCCAGCGCCGCAGAGGCCGUUGUUGAGGAGCCUGCUGCCGAGGGUGUCGUUAGCAGCAGCGCCCAUGUGGCUGAGGAGCCGUUGGUUGUUGGCGAAAUAGCAGCUGCGCAGCAACCGGAGUCCGCCCAGGAGGUGCCCGCGCCUCCCACUGCUUCGGGUUCCGCAGAGGCUGAUGUGCAGCCGGCCGAGGAGCUGCUGAAUGAGCCAAUCGUAGAGGUGGCGGUGGAGCAGGCUCCGCUGGCGAGCGUGCCAAAGACAGCCUUUGUCGAUGUGCCCGCUGAUGUGCCCGCUGAGGCUGAAUCUGCAGCCAGACAGGCAACGGGCACUGCUGAUGCCGCAGACGCCGACGCCCAGGUUGCCGACGUUGUGCCCAGCAGUGCUGACAGCAGCAGCAGCAGCGAAACUGCCAUGGAGCAGGGUCCUCGCCGCUUGCUAGGCUGGUCUCUGGCAGAGCUGUUUAUCGGCGUUGUGCUGGCGUGUGCCGCUGGCGUGGGCCUGGCGCUGGCUGUGGAGCGCUACGGGCUUUAUCCGGAUGCGCAGCGCGAGGCGGCCGCCGCGGCUGAGCGUGCUGUGGCGGCUAUGCAGCAGGCGCCCAAAGCUGCAGAGGCGGCGCCGGCUGCCCCGUUGCCGCUCACCCCGACCGCCCGCAUCCUGAAGCUGCGCACGCCUCUGCGCGCAGGUGCCCCAUGGUCCAAUGAGCGCACGGCGGUGGCAUCCGAGGCCGGCUCGGACGUGCACGAGCGUGACGUGCAACGGACGCCUGCGGGCGCCUUCGUGUGGAAGCAGAACCGUCUCGUCUACGUCGAGGACGGGUUGGAGUGAAGCGACAGGGUAGAUGCUUCGCUGUGUGGAAGGGACGUGCGCGGGGCACACCCAUCAGCACCGUUUCUUUGCUUGGUACGCUUUUGUAGGCGAAGGCUUAUGCCGUGAUGGGGUACUGGGGCAUCACGGCUGGAGAUGAUGACACCAAGCCAUAUCCAAGCUCUCACAAUGAAGAAUGCGAAGAGGGGACCAUGGUCAACGGCCGCUUGUGCUUCGAGGACGUGGGCAAGGCUCAUGGGUUUAAUUGGGUGCAUGCGAUUGUGCAGCUCCAUUCGAGUGCAACGAAGGGCGACUCUCUGCCGUGUAUGCUAGCAGGCUGGCGGUGGUUGCGGAUAGAGAACAGUGACCGAUGUACUAAGUGGUACACAGUCAACGCGAAGGCGCACGCAACCGCCACCUUAGAAUUGGCUGCGAGCCUGCGACCGCAUGCGGACACCGCAACGAUUGGUAAAGCAUGUGCAUGGAUGUGUAAUGGGACAGGGUU